UUUUAUGUAAAACACAAUCCAGAAAAUGGCCACGGAGGAAAUACGAAAUGCUUUUAAAUCCCCCGGUUAAAGGUGCCUUCCGCUUGGCAACGUGGUCCGGACGGGAAGCAGCUUCCAGACCCGCACUGGGGCUCCGGCAGUGGUUCUGAUUACCCAGCACCCAUAGUGCAGCCAUGUUCUCUGGGCGGCUCCUCAGGAUAUCCCACAAUGCACUGGGAAAGCCACACCACCGGGGCAUGGCUGUGUACAGCAGUGAACUCUGGGAUGAGAUCAGGGGGAAGCUUAGCAUGUUUCCAGGUGGGUCGGUCAACCUGGUCAAGCAGGAGUCUGGGAUCGCAGUGCUCACGGUCAACAACCCGGACCGCAUGAACGCCUUUUCAGGCACCAUGAUGCUGGAGUUGCAGGACCGAGUGUCCCAGCUGGAGAACUGGAAGGAAGGGAAAGGACUCAUUGUUCACGGGGCGGGCGGGACGUUCUGUUCCGGAUCAGACCUGAACGCAGUCCGAGCCAUAUCUAAUCCUCAGGAUGGGAUGAAGAUGUGUAUGUUCAUGCAGGACACACUGACCAGACUGCUGAGGCUGCCCCUCAUCUCUGUCGCCCUUGUGGAGGGGAGAGCGCUGGGGGGUGGGGCAGAGCUGACCACGGCCUGUGACUUUAGGUUGAUGACUCCUUCCAGUGAGAUCCAGUUUGUCCACAAGCAUAUGGGUUUGGUUCCUGGAUGGGGAGGCGCGGCCAGGCUCGUGCGGAUAGUGGGCAGCCAGGGAGCUCUGAAAUUACUGGCUGCCGCACUGAAAGUAGACUCCGCCCUUGCAGAGAGGAUCGGCCUGUCCGAUGGGGUUGUGGCCACAGGGGCGGGGACAGCGUUGGCGGAGGCAGAACAUUGGUUGGGCGACUUUACCAGAGGCCCCGCCCCUGUGAUCCAGGCCAUUAAGAAGGUGGCGCUAUCUGGGCGAGAGCGCCCCCUGGAGGACGCACUGAGAAAAGAGAAGGAGGUGUUUGGAACUGUGUGGGGAGGAAGUGCGAACCUGGAGGCCUUGGCCCGUAAGUCCAAGCACAAGUGAGCAGAAGCAAGAGGAUGAGAAUGGAGAAACCAGAACUGUUAGCCAUUAUCAAGGACCGACAAAAAAAUAAAACCACUUCAGAAUUAUGUAAGCAGUGGCUUGAUGUGUACAGGGGUGUGUCAAAUGUGUUUGUAGUAAAGUGGCCUCUUAGUAGGGUAACAAGCUUAUGUGACCAGCAUGUUUGUAGAUUUGAUGAAGCUCUUUGCCCUUUUACUUACAUUAGAAAGAUAUAUGAAGGAUGUAUGCUAGCUAACGAGUGUGUUUUUGAGUUUUAACCUUCAGUCGAAGUUCCUGGGGUCUCACUGAGCACUGAGUGACUGUAAGGAGGUGUGAUAGAUUUCAGUCACAGUCGCCCUCUUAGUCCCAAAAUGGAGAGCGUUGUCUUCUCUCAGGGGUCCUUGCUGCUUCUUUUGCGUCCCAUGUGGGGGCUGCUGUGGGUCACAUGACAUCUGGGUGGAGCCUCUGCCGUUCCGAUCCCCCGUACAUCUUCCCCUUCUUCCAUUCUUUGGUGUAUUUGGUUUGGGAUUAAAGCUCUGCCGCAGUGCCUGUUUUUACCACAGAU
Paramormyrops kingsleyae is the source of this 1623-nucleotide messenger RNA. It is a transcript of the gene echdc1, whose product is annotated as enoyl CoA hydratase domain containing 1. The record is from RefSeq and is a predicted model, not a curated record. NCBI's taxonomy places the organism in Eukaryota, Metazoa, Chordata, Actinopteri, Osteoglossiformes, Mormyridae. Gene Ontology annotation, cellular component: cytosol. Gene Ontology annotation, molecular function: catalytic activity. Gene Ontology annotation, biological process: fatty acid beta-oxidation.